This is a messenger RNA of Panicum virgatum (switchgrass), 2946 nucleotides long. RefSeq names its product pentatricopeptide repeat-containing protein At1g10270-like. Lineage: Eukaryota; Viridiplantae; Streptophyta; Magnoliopsida; Poales; Poaceae. Gene Ontology annotation, molecular function: protein binding. The record is from RefSeq and is a predicted model, not a curated record. Bases 35 to 2749 code for a protein of 904 amino acids. Gene Ontology annotation, cellular component: chloroplast. The transcript has a single exon.
CUCUCAUCAAAACUUUUACACGCCACAACCAAACAUGGCCCUUCAUCCCGCCGCCGCCGCCGCACGCCCACACCGCGCAGCCUUCCUUCAUCCCGGCGCCGCCGACCACCACCACCACCACCACCAAGGCAAGGCUUGCUGCGCGAAGGGGGGCAUGGCGCUCUACCGCCGUCUCCUGCUGCUCCGCCGCCUGUCCCACCUCCACCCCUUGCCCUUCCCCGCCCCCGCCAUCGGCUCCUCACCACCGCCCACUCUUGCGGGGCUCCUCGCCCCCAUGGGCCGCCGCCACUUCGCCUUCUCCUCCGCUGAGGAGGCCGCCGCGGAGCGCCGCCGGCGGAAGCGCCGCCUCCGCAUCGAGCCGCCGCUGAACGCCCUCCGUCGCGGGCCGCCUCCCCCGCGGGACCCCAACGCGCCCCGCCUCCCCGACACCACCUCCGCGCUCGUCGGCCCGCGCCUCAGCCUCCACAACCGCGUCCAGUCCCUCAUCCGCUCGGGGGAUCUCGACGGUGCGUCCGUCGCCGCCCGCGCCGCCGUCACCUCCCGCGUCCGGCCCACCGUCUUCACCUGCAACGCCGUCCCCGCGGCCAUGGUCCGCGCCGGCCGCCACGACGACGCCGUCGCCCUCUUCGAAUUCUUCUUCCGCCGCUCCAACAUCAUCCCCAACAUCGUCUCCUACAACACCCUCAUCCUCGCCCACGUCGAGGCCGCUCGCGUCGACGACGCGAUGCAGGUGUACCGCGACAUGCUCGCGUCCGCGCCCUUUCCCCCCUCCGCCGUCACCUACCGCUACCUCACCAAGGGCCUGGUCGCUGCCGGCCGCAUCGGCGACGCCAGGGACCUCCUUCGCAAGAUGCUCAACAAGGGCGGUGCUGCUGACUCGCUCGUCUACAACAACCUCAUCGCUGGCUACAUCGACCUCGACGACUGGGGCAGGGCCUUCGAGCUCUUCAACGAGCUCACCGAGAGGUGCGCUGUCUACGAUGGCGUCGUCCACACCACCUUCAUGGAGGGCUACUGGAAGCAGGGCAAGGACAAGGAAGCCAUGGACAACUACCAGUCCCUCCUCGCACGGGGCUUCAAGAUGACGCCAGCCACCUGCAACGUCCUGCUCGAGACACUCUUCAAGCAUGGCAAGGACAAGGAGGCCAACGACCUGUGGGAGACCAUGAUCGACAACCACACACCACCAACCUUCAUCGGCAUGAACGCCGAGUCCUACAAUGUCAUGGUCAACCAGUGCUUCAGGGAGGGCAAGUUCCAGCAGGCAAUUGAGGUAUUUCACCGCCAGCCCAGAAAGAAUGUCCAGAUGGACGUUGGUUGCUUCAACAACAUCAUUGGUAAGCUCUGUGAGAACGGGAUGCUUGCUGAGGCAGAGAAGCUCUUUGAAGAGAUGGAGACCAAGUCGGUCCUUCCAGAUGUGUACACCUACACUUACCUUGUUGACUCGUGCUUCAAGGAAGGCCGUGUGGAAGAUACAAUGCAGUAUUUCUACAAAAUGGCAGAUGGGAGGGAGCACGGGCCAAAGUUCAAUAUUGGUUUCUUCAACCGUAUGUUUGAAGGACUUACGGAUGCUGGUCGGAUUGAUGAUGCCUUGAAGGUGUAUGGGAGGAUGCCUGACAAGGAGAUCAAACCAAACACAGCAACCUUUGAAAUCCUUGUCAAAGCCUUAUGCAAGGAAGGGGACUUGGAUCGAGCACGGGAUCUAGUGAUAGACAUGGCAAGGGGUGGUGUUGUGCCUCCUCAAGAGUUCCGUGAGUCUGUUGUUGACAUUUUCAAGAAGUUCGAUCGCCAGGAAGAAAUUGAGAAAGCUUUUGAAGAAAAGCCUUUGCCAACACCUCAUCCAAGGACAGAGUAUCAGCCAAGAACAGAGAAUCGCCCUCGCAAUGCAAUUGGUGUUGCUCAAGGGAAACAACUUGGCUUUAGCUCAGCUCCACCAGUGCAGUCUGGAUUUGAUUACUCUCAACCACAACGGCCAGCAUUUAAUGACACUCAAAAUCAGCAGCCUGAGUUUGACUCAUCUCGGCAAUGGCAGUCAGGGUUUGGUGCUCCUCAAGCGCUGCACUCAGCAUAUGGAGCACCUCGGCCUGUACAGUCUGCAAUUGGUUCCCCUCAGCCUCCACAUCCACAGUUUGGUGCUUCUCAGGGUGUACCAGGAUAUAGCAACCAUCAAUCACAAGUGGGGUAUGGUUCCCAGCUGCCUCAGUCAGGAUAUGGCUUUGCACCUCACCAAGAACAAGUAGGAUUUGGAAAUCAAGUACCACCUGCAUUGCCUGCAUAUGUGGCUUCCCAAACGCAUCCUUCACAUGGUACGCACUGGAGCCAGAGUUAUGGAUCACCCCAAGGCCAGCAGGGGUAUGGCAGCCCUCAAGGGCUGCCACAUGCUUCUCAUUUGCCACAACACCAGGCAGAUUUUGGUAUGCCACAGGUCCAAAAUAACAAUGGGUUUCCUCGUGCGCAGCAACAGUCAUAUUUUGUAGCUCGUCAUGGGCAGACUGCUGUAAGCACAAUUGAAGGUGAAUCAAAGUUUGGCGGUUCAUAUGGGCAACAAAGCAACAGCAAUUCUGAAGGUCCACCGCGUUUUGGUGCUCAAAUGGACCCUAAUGUAGGCUCCUAUAGAUACAACCGUGGUUACAAGACGUCUUAUGGUCUGCAGGGAUUUGAUGCUCCCCAUGGUGAAAGUGAUAGUGCUGCAUCCAAGGAUCAUACAGAGGCUACCCCUUCUGUAGAACGGCAUCAAGUAGCAUUCUGAAAACAAUCAUAAAAUGAAUUUGUAUUGUUCUGUACCGUGAAACCUUUUAUGUUGGACACUUUCCAUCAUAUCAGCCAUCUAAUUCAAACUAUUUCCUUAAUCAUCAGGUCUUUGUGGUGAAUAUUGGUGGUUCCUGUUAUAGUUAUGUCAUAUACUCAUAUUUGCUGCCAAUUCAGGCUUUACUUUUUAUUAAUGUG